This is a messenger RNA of Dendroctonus ponderosae (mountain pine beetle), 3528 nucleotides long. It is a transcript of the gene Syt1, whose product is annotated as synaptotagmin 1. The record is from RefSeq and is a predicted model, not a curated record. Lineage: Eukaryota; Metazoa; Arthropoda; Insecta; Coleoptera; Curculionidae. Gene Ontology annotation, biological process: regulation of dopamine secretion; regulation of calcium ion-dependent exocytosis; cellular response to calcium ion. Bases 573 to 1958 code for a protein of 461 amino acids. Gene Ontology annotation, cellular component: dense core granule; synaptic vesicle membrane; axon. The transcript has 12 exons. Gene Ontology annotation, molecular function: calcium-dependent phospholipid binding; calcium ion binding; clathrin binding.
CAGUUGUUAUCGCCAUUCAUAAACGCACAGUCUGUUUUAUUGUUGUUAUCUGCAUUUAGCUUCCUAGUGAUAAACCUAAUUAAUUCCCGGCACAUUCCAUGCGAGUGAAGUGUGGCGAAAGUUUGUCAUUGAAGAUGUUUUAAGUGAGUUUUAAUUGGAUGCUUGCUUGUCAAUUAUCGGCAUCCAAAGAGUGAAAUUUCCCCAAUCCAUUAGCCAGUCAAUUUGGCCGAUUGCUCCAAUCACUUCGGCCCUAACCAAAGUCCUUUCUGGAUUUUCUUGGCCUUCGUCCAGUCGCCACAGCCAUACAUGAAAUCUCUGAUCGAGAAAAAUGGAAACGCUGCCUGCAUUGUGCCCUGCGCGCUCCACUUCUCUGGAAACUAUCGAUUUUCCAGAAUCUGGCAGGGUGCUGUCGGUCGCCAUAUUGCUUAGUGCUGAUCGUUGGCCCUGUGGCCCAUAAUUCCCACGGUGGAAAAGCCCGAAUAGAAACGCGAUACUUGUGAAAAACAGCCGCAAAAUGGAGCGGCACUGUUGAGGAUCAGCCACAUCGACUUCCAGAAGUCUCAGGCCACAAAAUGGCACCCCGCAUUAGUUCGCUGUACAAGCGAGCGGUAACCGUACCACCCCACCUGAACAAAAUGAGCACCGAAGAUACUACCAGUAUGGAGGAAAAGUUCAUCGACGUUUCGAGCUCAUUGUCGCCCUCAGACGCGCCAGCUGAAGGUCCCCAUAUCUUUAAUAAUAGAUCAUAUCAUCCAUCUCAUGGUCGCACCACUCCUUUUGUGGUAGUACCAGAAGCAAAGCCCACCAAUGGCACCAUCGUCAAGGAAAACAUCCUGCAGGAUGCGAUGGACAAGCUACAGAAGGAGACUAAUAUGGACCAAUGGGUGCUGGUCACCAUCCUGAUUGCCGUUUCUGCAGUGAUUCUGGGCAUCUGCUUCUGCUGCAUAAGGCGAUGCUUCCGGAAACGCCGCUCAAAGGACAAGAAGGGCAUGAAGGGGGCCGACCUCAAGUCCAUCAACCUGCUGGGGUCUUCUUACAAAGAACAGGUGCAGCCCGAUAUGGAUGAACUGACCGCUAAUGCUGAAGAACCGGACGAGAGCGACAAGCCGGAGGUGCAGAAACUGGGAAAACUGCAAUUUAAGCUGGAGUAUGACUUUAACCAAAACAGCUUGUCCGUGACAGUCAUCCAGGCUGAAGACUUGCCCGCUCUAGACAUGGGAGGCACUUCAGAUCCCUACGUCAAAGUCUACCUGCUCCCAGACAAGAAGAAAAAAUUCGAAACCAAAGUGCACCGAAAAACUCUAAAUCCCGUCUUCAAUGAGACCUUCGUCUUCAAGGGAAUGCCCUACGCUGAAGCCAUGAACAAGACGCUUGUAUUCGCGAUCUUCGACUUCGACCGCUUCUCCAAGCACGACCAAAUCGGCGAAGUGAAGGUGCCUUUGUGCCAGAUCGAUCUGGCUCAAACUAUCGAGGAAUGGCGAGAACUCCAAAGUGUGGAAGGCGAGGGUGGCCAGGACAAUAAGUUGGGAGACAUUUGCUUUUCUUUGAGAUACGUGCCGACCGCAGGAAAACUGACCGUCGUCAUUCUGGAGGCGAAGAAUCUGAAGAAAAUGGACGUGGGCGGUUUGUCUGAUCCCUAUGUCAAAAUCGCCCUAAUGCAAAACGGUAAACGGUUGAAGAAAAAGAAGACCAGCAUCAAGAAGUGCACCCUGAACCCCUACUACAAUGAAUCAUUCACUUUCGAGGUACCAUUCGAGCAGAUACAGAAAGUCAACCUAGUCAUAACGGUGGUGGAUUACGAUAGAAUCGGCACUUCUGAACCAAUUGGCAAAGUAGUUCUGGGCUACAAUGCGAGUGGUACCGAGCUGCGCCACUGGUCCGACAUGUUGGCUUCGCCUCGCAGACCCAUCGCUCAGUGGCACACGCUGAAGGACCCGGAAGACGAAAAGAAGGACUAAACAUUCGAAACGACGCCUAUUUAAUAUAUACCUUGCAUAUGAGUAUUAAUGGAAGCCCCCAAAUCCAAGGCAAGACUAGCCCUAUCUCAAAUUUGUUGCUGCAUAUACCUGUAACUAUGUUUAUAACUUAGAGCUAGAGUUAUUAGGACUUUCCCACUCCCAAAACUUUCUUCGGCUUCGGAUAUUUGUGCAAUCGCUCAUUUCAUCAUCCACUUUAAUGCCUUAACUUUAACGAAUGGAAAAAGAGUUUCGCUAACCCGAUGGCACACAGUUACUUUUAGGGAAUUCCCGUAGGUCUAGAGAGUUGGACAAGACAAUAGAAACUUAAAAUUAACAACUAGAUUAUAGUUGUUUCUAAAUAAAUAACGUGUAAAGAGGUGCAACCAUUUGUAAUGCCGUUAAGUAGUAUUUUACACUGUAUUAAACCUAGAGGGACUGUUGAAGUUUAGAAGAGCAAACAUCAUUUCAUUCAAUAUGUGUUUCAACGCCCCAUCAUAUCAUUCUAUAGGUAAGCGAGCAUUUGUUUGCAUCGAACGAACGGAACGAAUUAUAAUUAAUAUUUAUCUUAUCUGAUACGAUGAAGUAAAUUGGGCGAAUGUUCAGUUUAAUUCGUUCCGUCUGUCAGAUGCUAGCGAAUGCUCGCUUACGAUAAAUUUUCUUUUGGUUUGCCAUUAUUGUAAGAUAGCAAUUCCUCCAUAGAAUGUAUAUAUUUAGUUUUCCAAACAGGCGGUUUUUUUUCAAAUCAACCAGCUGAAACAAACACAAAUAAAGGAAAAAGUCUAUUGAUGCCGGACAACAUUUUCAAUGUAAAUACUUAGAUAGUUGAUUUUGCCUUUAUUAUGUAACGGAUACUCUUUUUCUGUAAAUAGAGCCUCUAAACACAGCUAAAAACCAGUUACUAGAUGUACUUACAUUAACAUUUCAUGUAUUGUAUUAUACUUAAAACGUAUACCUACUUAUAGAUGUAAAAUGUGUGUGUUUCGUUGGUUAUUCACUUCUAUAUUUUCGGCUAUAUUUUCAUGAAUUGAAAGUCACUAUAGAUAGGAAAUAAGCUGGCGUUUUGGAGCUUAAAGCAGCAGCAAAAUGCACGUUGUUGAUUCGCGUUUAUAAACAUAAGUAUAGAGUUGAACUGAGUAGAAAGUGCACUAAAGGCUCUAUAGCAGAGAUGGCAAUACUUGUUUAAUACCUCUAUAAUAGACCAGUAGGUUUUAAGGGACAAGAGUUUAUUUUAAAAAGCCUGCAAAGAGAGUGUUUGUUUUCAUUUAUGCUUCCAGACUUAAGUAGCAUGUUAUUUUAGUUUUAGCUCUAGAAUAUCUACUAGUGGAGGCUCUUUUGCCAAACGUUAGUCCAACCGGAGGGGAGAUUCGAGUGUUUCUUUCCCGGCUAGAGUUAAAAGCAUGUUGUAAAAGAACUAAAAUGUUGUAUAGUGUUUAUUCAGUUAACGAUCUGAGUUGUUUUAAAAUGAACAAUAAAAAGAUAAUAUAAAAUGUAAAAUUUAAAAUAAACUGUGGCAAUCUGUCGCUCUUGUUAAGCUAUUAGGCGUAAUAAACCAUAUCACCUUUCCUGUUGA